ACAUCAAAAUAAACCAAUAUCAACUAUCUUCUAAAAAAGGCAGUGCCAAUGCAGAGAAUCGGCAACGCUGUUCAUCGAUGUCAAAAAUAUUCUAUAUCGACCUAAAACCUGUUCAUCGAUGUCAAAAAUAUUCUAUAUCGACCUAAAACCAUCGACCCAUUGAUAUUAAAUCGAUGUUUCACUACCGCGACCUAUCGAAUCGAAUCACUAUUGGCGUUGGCGCUGUUUAUUUACAUGAAAUUAUUAAAUUUUGUAGGUUAGGAUGAAAAAGUGUAAUCAAUUGACUAUAGUAAUUCAAAUCAUGUAAUAAUUGUCUUAUACAAAAGAUUGUAGAUAUACCAGCGUUUCUUUCGACGACGUUAUACUCUUCUAAACUACGUUUCAUUUAUGUUAUGUUUAGUUGUGAUGCAAAGUAUACUGUGAUAUGUCACUGAGCACAGAGCAUUUAUCUCUGCCGCCUCUGGUAAAGGGAUCCUUGAACGGACAUCUGACAAUAAAAGUGGAUGAUUUGAUUUGGUGCCGACAGCCACCCGGAGAUGUGUAUAUUGAAUGUCGCUGGUGGGGCAUGUCCGAAGCAGUCGUUUUCAGGCCCUUGGAUGUAUCUCAACGUGAUUCGAAGUCACAAUUAACAUCAUCAUCUCUUCAAAUAAAAGAAUAUACAGUUACUUUUGAUGUUCGGACUAGUUUAACAAUGCUUGAAAACUACUUGAAAAAUUGUGAAAACCUAGAAUUUAUUGUGGUCAAGUCAAAAUGUUAUGAAAAAAUUGGAACAGUAACUGUAACAGAUUUGACAAAUCUGAUCAAGGAGAGAAUGUAUCAAAGAUACUUUCCUAUAAUCAAUAGUUUUGGCAACCGAAUCGGUGAUUUACACAUAGGGUUCAGUCUAUGGAUGAAGUCGAAAACUGACGAAGAAAAAGAAAAUAAAUUAUCUGCAAAUAGUUGUCUUGAUAAUUCAAUCAGGGGAAAAAUAAAAAAUAGAGGAAAAUCUUUGAAAAUUUGUAAAAGGCAUUCCAGUAUGCUGAAAAAUUCGCAAAAUAAAGUGGUUUCACAAAUAUUAUCGAAGCAUUCUUCAACGAGUGAAUCAAACAAGGAAAAACAUCCCAAAUCAAUCGAAAGCUGCAAACUAAUGAAACACGAGAUCGAUCCUCUUGUACCUCCAUAUUCGACCAAGUUGGAUUUAGACAGUAUUCUGUCAAGAGGUGAGAAGCUGAGAAAUGCUAUGUUCUCAUCAUUGUAUGAAGAUAAAGUUUUCAGAAAGACCAUGCCAUUGGAGCCACCGAAUGUAACAUGUAUUCAUGAUUGCUCGAAAGGUGCUCAUCCAAGUAGUUCAGUGGCUACUCGUGCUCAUAACAAGGCUGUUUUGAUGGACUAUCUCACCGGGGCUGAGAUUUCAACCGGAGAAAAGCAAAUUGCUAUGGAAACCUUGAAAUGUGUUUCUCCAGCAGAAAGUAUCCUGCUCGACAUGGUAUCAGUUGAAGAAGUACAAUCACAACCAGAAACCUUGGAACCAAAGUUGCAAGAAGAAGGCGCUGUAGAAUCUAAUGAAGCUGAUAGAAAUUCUUCAAUUGCCAAAGAAAGUUGUAAACUUGAUAGAAUGGAAGAUGCAGUCAUUGCGUCGGCUCCUAGCGUAUGUGAAGAAUCUCAAACCCAAUCACAAGUCGCAUCGAAAGUGAAUCAUCACGUUGAGAUGGAAGAAUCGAGGCUCUUGCAAGAAGCAUUUAGAUCAGUGAACUGCUGUCGAAUAAAAUAUUUUUUGACGAAUCGCUCAUGA
Messenger RNA from Nilaparvata lugens (brown planthopper), 1771 nucleotides. RefSeq lists its product as uncharacterized. Gene Ontology annotation, cellular component: centriole; centriolar satellite. The record is from RefSeq and is a predicted model, not a curated record. Lineage: Eukaryota; Metazoa; Arthropoda; Insecta; Hemiptera; Delphacidae. Gene Ontology annotation, biological process: centriole elongation; cilium assembly. The transcript has 6 exons. Bases 425 to 1771 code for a protein of 448 amino acids.